CGUGUUGUUUUGACAGCGCGUGUCUAGAAUGUCAAUGAUAACGCGUUGUUUCGACUGCUCGUGUUGUUAAUAAUUCAUAGAUGAAUCAGAUACGUUGCAGGAAGUAUACACACGGCAUCGAACUAUUGCUAUAAAAAGCAUACCUUUGCAUGUUUCCUUCUGUUUCGACAUGAAGUGCUUCAUAUUUUCAGUUUUAUUGAUCACAGUGGUCCUCCUUGUAACAGUACAAGGUCAAGGUGGUAGUCCUGGUUCUCCUGGAGCAGCAGGUAGACAUGGCUCUCCUGGACAACCAGGUAGUCCUGGUUCUCCUGGAGCACGAGGGGGUCCAGGUUGCCCUGGUGGUCCAGGAGGCCCCGGUGGUCCAGGAGGCGAUGGUGGUGUAGGAGCCCCUGGUGCUGGAGGAGGCCAGGGAGGCAAUGGUGUUCCCGCAGGUAGCCCUGGUGGUCCAGGAGGCGCCGGUGGUCUAGGAGGCGAUGGUGGUGAAGGAGCCCCUGGUGGUCCAGGAGGCAAUGGUGGUAAAGGAGCCCCUGGUGGUGGAGGAGGAUAAGGAGGCCCUGGAGGCAAUGGUGCUCCUGAAUCACGAGAGGGUCCAGGUUACCCUGGAGGUCAAGGAGGCGCCGGUGGUGACGGAGGCGAUGCUGUUGUAGGAGCCCCUGGUGGUCCUGGAGGCAAUGGUGGUGAAGGAGCCCGUGGUGGUCCAUGAUACCAUGG
This is a messenger RNA of Parasteatoda tepidariorum (common house spider), 711 nucleotides long. The record is from RefSeq and is a predicted model, not a curated record. NCBI's taxonomy places the organism in Eukaryota, Metazoa, Arthropoda, Arachnida, Araneae, Theridiidae.